CUUACCCCGCCACGUCCUGGCCUUUGCAUUAAACCCUAAAUACGAAAUCUGACCAUCAACUAGUAGCUGACUCCCUCUCCUCCACCUCAUCAUCAUCACCACCCAUCCUUCUCACCUCCUUAAGAUUCAAUCCGCGAUCCAACCCAUUCCAAAUUCAAGACAGCCACUAGAAUGAAGAUCCUCACCCACCUCAACAACCUUCUAGUCACCUUCCACCUCCGCCGCUCCAAGAUCUGGGAACCCCGGACCCUCCUCGACUGGUUCCUGUCUUCACCCCUGCAAUAUCUCGCCUCGCUCGUAUACCGACACAUCCUCCUCCCGGCUCGCGGUACACCCUUCUAUCCCGCGCGCGGCAAGCGGCCGAUACGGGUGGUCUGCAUCUCGGAUACGCAUAACCAGACGCUGAGCGCGGAGAACAUCCCGGAGGGGGAUGUCCUCAUCCACUGUGGCGAUCUAACCGUCGAUGGGACAGUGGCGGAGAUUGAGAGACAGGUUGGGUGGUUGAGGGGGCAGUCUCAUCGGUACAAGAUCGUUGUGGGCGGGAAUCAUGACUCAUGGCUGGAUGAGAGCGACGAGGUCAGGGGCAGGAUGAAGGAGAAAGGGAUCGAAACUGGGGAGAGGGAGGUGGACUGGAGUGGGGUGGAGUAUCUCUGUGACCGCGCCCUAGAGCUGGAGUUUGAGGGCGGGCGGAAGCUGAACGUGUACGGCUGGGGCGCGGUACCGUGGUGUGGGAAGGGUUUCGCGCUGCAGUAUCCGCGGGAGAAGCACCCGUGGAAAGGGAGGAUACCGGAUGAGACGGAUAUCCUGAUUACGCAUACGCCGCCGCACCACCACCUCGAUCUUGGGAUAGGCUGCGCAGGUCUCCUCGAGGAGGUCUGGCGGGUCAAGCCGAAGCUGCACGUCUUUGGCCACGUGCAUUUCGGCCACGGAAAGGAGGCCGUCUACUACGACCACUGCCAGCAAGCGUAUGAGUCGCUCAUGUCGCGGCCCGGGAAGGGGCCCCUGUACGACUUGAUCCCAAGCGCCCGGUGGGUGGAUGCGCUCAACAUGGUCUGGUACGGUCUUGGGAGCAUCCUCUGGAAGUGGCUCAUGCUUGGACCGGGGACCAAUAACGGCGCUUUGAUGGCCAACGCGGCACUCAUGUACGGAGACAGCGGGAAGCUGCUCAAUCCGGUGACGGUUGUGGAUUUGUAACAGUGGGUGUCGCGGACAUCCCGCAAGACAUAGAGCCCACGUGCUAAAAAAAUUCCCCGGGAAAAACUUGUAUUAACUAGUUAUAUAUUAUUGUUCCUACA
Molecule: messenger RNA, 1295 nt
Organism: Parathielavia appendiculata
Lineage: Eukaryota; Fungi; Ascomycota; Sordariomycetes; Sordariales; Chaetomiaceae
Product: Metallo-dependent phosphatase
Exons: 4
Coding region: 172-1194 (340 amino acids)
Molecular function (GO): hydrolase activity
Source: RefSeq, a predicted model, not a curated record